CAGAAGGCAAACGUGAAAGCACGUAUAAGUAGGUUAGUUUUAGCGGUUAAACUCUUCUAAACCGAUUUUCCCGCUAACAAAGAAAACAUCUGCCUCUGUUCCUAAACAGAGAAACUUAAUUCAGACGAUAACAACACCAACAAACCCUCUUUCUUCCUCUGUUUCUUGCCUCCUUUUAUAUAUCUCCUAUGUUAUCAUUUUCCUGCUCUUUUCUGUUCCCACAUUUUUCGCCAUCAUUUGAAUCUGCCAAUUCAAUAUUUCUGUCAUUUCCUCUAUUGGGUUGGUCAGAUCUCAAAGCUUUUAGGACAUUUUCAAGUCAAAUAUACCAUUUUGACAGAUUGAUCAAGAGCUGAUAUGUUGUGUUGUGGAGGUGCAGAGGAGGAACUUGACGGCCCGCCUGCUAAUCAAUAUACAGCUCCACCUAAAGGAGGCAAUAACUAUGCUGGCGGCGGCGAGAGAGCAGAGCCAAGGAGUAAUAAUCCUGCCAAAAGUGGAACUCCGCAAAAGGUCUUACCAAUAGAAGUUCCAGCAUUAUCAUUGGACGAGUUAAACAGAUUAACAGGUAACUUUGGCACCAAGGCUUUGAUUGGAGAAGGUUCAUAUGGUCGUGUUUUCUAUGCCAAGUUAAAUAACGGUGAGGAGGCUGCAAUAAAGAAGCUAGAUACCAGCACUUCACAGGAACCAGAUUCUGAUUUUGCAGCUCAGUUAUCAGUGGUUUCUAGGCUUAAGCACGAGCACUUUGUGGAGUUGAUCGGAUAUUGUUUGGAGGCAAACAAUCGAAUCCUAAUUUAUCAGUUUGCAACAAUGGGUUCUUUGCACGAUGUACUGCAUGGAAGGAAAGGAGUGCAAGGGGCUGAACCAGGCCCUGCACUUAGCUGGAACCAAAGAGUUAUAGUUGCCUAUGGUGCAGCGAAAGGGCUCGAGUAUCUGCACGAAAAAGUUCAGCCUUCAGUAGUUCAUCGCGAUGUUAGAUCGAGCAAUGUACUACUUUUUGAUGAUUUCACGUCUAAAAUCGCAGAUUUUAACUUGUCAAGUGCGUCUUCUGAUACUGCAGCUAGGCUGCAUUCAACAAGAGUCUUAGGAACAUUUGGCUAUCAUGCUCCAGAGUAUGCCAUGACAGGACAGAUAACUCAGAAAAGUGAUGUAUACAGUUUUGGAGUGGUUCUUCUAGAGCUCUUGACAGGAAGAAAGCCAGUAGACCAUACAAUGCCUAAGGGACAACAAAGUCUUGUUACUUGGGCAACUCCAAGAUUGAGUGAGGACAAGGUGAAGCAAUGUGUGGAUCCUAAACUAAACAAUGACUACCCACCAAAGGCAGUUGCCAAGUUAGCAGCAGUGGCAGCACUCUGUGUUCAAUAUGAGGCAGAUUUCAGGCCAAACAUGACAAUUGUUGUAAAGGCACUGCAGCCACUUCUCAACUCAAAACCAGCAGGGCCAGAGUCUCACACAUAAUUCAACAUAGAUUUCAGACUCAUUGUAAUAUGCAGCUUUCUCCGUGACCAUUUUCAGUCCCCCUUUUCAUCCUUCUGCAACAGCAUCUGUCAAGGUCUCAGGAUACUAAUCAGAGAAGAACCAUAAUCAUAUCUACCUUUAUACAGAAACUCAGGAACUACACUGUUAGUAUGCUUGAUAGAUUGUAUAUUAGCUGUUUGGAAAACAAGAAUAUGCCUUGUGUAUCACUUCAAAACUGUAGUCUUUUGUUUGUUCUUGUCUUUAAGCAUGUGAGAAAUGUUAUGGGGAUGUCUGUUGCUCGUGCAGGUUGUGUUGCAGUAUAAUUCUUCCGCUCGUCCUCUCCAACCCCAAUUUCAUUUAUUUGUUUCUGAACGUUUCUUUAGGAAAAUCGUUGUUCGGAUUAGACAUUCCGAUUGUUGAUAUAAAAAUGCUAUAUAAUAUUUUGAACAUUUCUUGAAUGAAUAACUCAAAAGAAAAUCACAAGUAGAAUUUCUUUUUUGUUACAAUCACAAGUAGUAUUUAAUCUAACAUCAAUUCACAAUAGAUAUUACUACUAAACGCAUUAUAUGAUUCAAAACCCAAAUUCUUGUAUAUUAAUCACAAUUAUAGAGAGAGAUUCUCUUCUUCCUUGUAUAUUGUGUAUUCUAUAGAAGGGGAAAUAAACUUUAUUUACUAAUCAUAUUAUGUCCAUGUAUUGGUAACUGCAUUACACUAGAUAUUGAAGAAGUUUGUAGUGCAAGUAUCCAAGUAUAUAAUCAUAUACUUGGAGAUUGGGAGUGGUAUAUGGACACUGAUUCAGUUCCUUUCUUCACAAACCAGAAACCCAUACCCAAAGGCAAAACAGGAGUGUCAAUUUCAUGUCGGCCAAUGCUCUCUGUGCAAUUGGAUCAAUCAUCACAAUCCAUCCUCACUUCCCUAAAAACAACUACCACUCCCUCGCUUUGAACUGCCUCUUGAAUUCCUGUUCCUCCCUUUCCCACCUUAAACUUACCCAUGCUCUAAGUAUUACAACUGGGUUUCACAACAGCCUCCUCCUCUCCACAAAGCUUAUAACUUCGGCUUCCGCUUUAUCAUCAUCGAUGGACUAUGCUCGAAAGCUGUUCGACAAAAUGCCCCAGAGAGAUGUCUUUCUUUGGAAUACUUUAAUUAGGGGAUAUGCUGAUCUGGGUCCUUAUCAGGAGGCUGUAAUGCUUUAUAAAACCAUGCAUCACGAUGGGUUCUUACCAGAUAAUUAUACUUUCCCUUUCGUGGUUCGAUCCUGCGCAGUGAUAUCGGCUUUAAAGGAGGGGAAAGAAGUGUAUUGUAAUGUUAUUAAAAAUGGGUUUGAUUUGGAUGUGUUUGCACAGUGCUUUAGUCUCUACGUAUGCUCAAGGUGGGGAGACUUUGAGAAAGGAGAUUGUUUUGGUGAAGUGGUUGUAAGGAAUAUUGUUUCUUGGACUGCAGUUACUGCAGGUUACGUGCAAAAUGGGCUUUUCAAGUAGGGGUUGACGAUUUUUAGAGAUAUGGUGAGAUCAGGAACUCAACCAAAUGCAAUUACAUUAGUGAGCGUCCUUCCUGCAUGUAAUGGUUUGGACUUCCUAAAUUUAGGGAAAUUGAUUCAUGCCUAUGGGACUAAGGUUGGAGUAGAUUCUGAUGUCUCAUUAAGGAACUCUUUUAUUGCAUUAUAUGGGAAAUGUGGGGAUCUUAACACAGUUAUUUAAUGAGAUGGCUUAAGAGCUUGGCCUCAUGGAAUGCAAUGAUGGCAGCAUAUGAAGGGAACAAUGCCAGAAGAGAUGCGAUAAAGCUCUUCCUUAGAAUGCUUUGUAAGAAGGUGGAAUAUGAGUAUAUAACAAUAGUUAGUGUUAUUUCAGCUUGUAUUAGUUUAGGUGCACUUGAUACUGGAAAAUGGUUGCUUGAGCUUAUCGCACAAAAAGGCAUUGAAACCAGUGUUCCCAUUAUGAAUGCUCUUAUUAACAUGUAUUUAAAAUGUGGAUGCAUAGAAUUGGCCAAGGAUAUUUUUGAGAGGUUACCUCAUAGAACCAGGAUCCAAGAAGGCAAAACGGCUGUAGUUUCCAAUUAUUGCAGUCAAUCAGGAUCUAAAGAAGUUCUAGAAGCUGUCAUUGCUGGAACAAAUGAGGUGGCAGGAAAGAAGGAAGAAUUAUCCAAGGGAAAAGAUUCCUUUUCCAUAGCAGAAUUAGUUAUUUACUAUAGCUGUAUUUUGUCUUCUAGCUUAACAAAUUAGUAGUUGUUUUAUUGUCCUUUAGCUUGCUUUCUAGAAGUAUUCCCUAAAUGAUUAGGCUAAUAUAUAGCCAAUGAUUGUAUGAAUGGAAUUCUCAUGACAAUAUUGAAAUCAAUACAAUUUUCUCUCGAUUUUCUGUUCUGUUAUCUUGUCUUACUCUCACUCCCUCUCCUAUUCUUCUUCUUCCUGAUCACAACAUACAUUGCUGCUUCCUUCUUCUUACUCUUAAUUCUUCACUUCUCAAUCCUUAAUUCCUCUAUGUGUUUGUUUAAUCCUUCCAUCUAAAUCCCGAAACCUUGUCAUUCUAGCUCAUCACCCUGGAUCCUGACAGUCUUGGACUUUAAUGAUUGAGGCUUGUGCAUACCAUGGUAAUAUAGAUGAUGCUCUCAAGCUACUCUGGAAGAUGAAAGGAGAGGGAAUUAAACCAAAUAGUGUCUCACUUUCACCACUGUUUUGACUGCUUGCGGGCAUUCUGGUCUAGUUGAAGAAGGGAGAAAGCUCUUUGAGAGCAUGACAAAAAAUUACUCAAUUGUGCCUUGUGUAGAAUAAUGUGCUUGCAUGGUAGAUCUCCUUGGUAUAGCUGGUUGCUUGAUAGAGGCAUAUGAAUUCUUUCAAAACAUGCCAAUUGCACCAGAUUCAGGCAUUUGGGGAGCUUUGCUUGGGGCUUGUAGAAUACAUAGCAAUGUUGAACUAGCUGAACUUGUAACAAAGGAGUUGCUUCAGUUGGAUCCUCAAUCUGUAAUUCCUGUGGCCUCAUGUCGUAUAUAUAUGCGGAAGUUGGUAGACGGCUAGGUUAAGAAACUUGAUGGAGGAAAGAGAGUUGAAAAAACUUCCUGGCUAAAGCUUGGUUGAGGCUAAUCAAAGAUUUCAUACAUUUCUAGCAGGUUUGAGAUCCAAACCCUCUCGGGCUUCUCAAUGAACAGAUUUUAUAUUCACUUUGAGUAAGGACCGCCUUUGCAAGGUAAUUUUUUCCUUGUACCCUAAGCAUGCAACACUUCCGGGCAAUUAUUAUGAUACUUACAGAGCAGUUGAGUAUGCCUUCAUUCUUAUUUGAUAUUCCAUAACUUGAUGAUGUGUGAAAUAUGCAGCUGUGGAAUCGGACUACCUACUGUGUUGGAAAUAUGCAUGGUAUUUUAGGGAAUGGAAAAAGAAUGAAAUGAGGGUCGAAUUGUUGAUUGAAUACGAGAGAUGGAAUGACUGUGAUGCACUACAAUCUGAGUGUACUCAUGCCAGCAUAUACGGGCACAUAUAAGAACUAAAUUCUAAUCAGUCAGGUUUCAGUUGAUUCAGAAGCGAAACAUCUCCACUUCCACUUUAUGAGCACAGAAUUGGCAUGUUCAUCACCAUAUGAAGUAUUUACGCCUUUCUUGUAGACAUGUUGAUUUUAUUUCUCGGGAAUUGAAAGAAUAAUUUAGCACUUGAUGAAGUGUACGAUACUGCAGAUAUUCUGUAAUAGUUACUAUCACACGGAUUGUGUAAAAUGAAAGUUAUCUGAGAUGGUUUCCAGAAAAAUUCAUAUCAA
Messenger RNA from Ricinus communis (castor bean), 5192 nucleotides. RefSeq names its product probable protein kinase At2g41970. Gene Ontology annotation, biological process: protein phosphorylation. The transcript is spliced from 8 exons. Bases 355 to 1452 code for a protein of 365 amino acids. NCBI's taxonomy places the organism in Eukaryota, Viridiplantae, Streptophyta, Magnoliopsida, Malpighiales, Euphorbiaceae. The record is from RefSeq and is a predicted model, not a curated record. Gene Ontology annotation, molecular function: protein tyrosine kinase activity; ATP binding.